AUGUUCAAAUCCAAACCCUGCAAUCGUACUCCAUCAUACGGACACUACUCUAAUUGUAACAUUUCUUCUCCCUUUUCGUCAGAUCGUGUACCAGAUCCUAAGCCGAGAUGGAACCCUAAACCGGAGCAAAUUCGGAUACUCGAAUCAAUCUUCAAUUCGGGUACUGUCAACCCACCAAGAGACGAGAUUCAAAGGAUCCGGAUCCGACUUCAAGAAUACGGCCAAAUCGGUGACGCAAACGUGUUCUACUGGUUUCAAAACCGGAAAUCACGAGCAAAACACAAGCUUCGUGUUCUUCAGAAUAACUUUAAGUCGUCGAAGAAGGACAAGAUUGUUAGCCCUAGCAAUGAUGCUGAUUCUUGUCUUGGUUUGGUUAACCGAGAAACCGGUUUAUCCCCCGUUCAAAACAAUGAUUUGGUGAUAACUGAACCGGCUGGUUUUCUAUUUCCGGUUCAGAAUGAUUCGAGCAUGACUCAUGCACGGUUUGGUUUUGGUGAUUUUGUUGUGCCGGUUGUAACGGAAGACUCCGCCGUUAAUAAGGGCGUUAAUUUGGAGACUCCCGAGAUCAGUUUUGACGGCGGAGAUGGAUACGGCGGCGGUGAAAAUGGUUAUUCUUCUUCCAUUUCGGUUCCUGUUACUACUGUUCCAUUUACCUUCAAUCAAUCACUAGGAGAUGUAGUGUUACCCGGUGGUGGAGAUUGCGGAGAUUUUGUUUCUCCGGUGAGUUUACGGUGUUUAUCAACAACAUUCCUUACGAAGUGGUGGCCGGAUUAUUCAACGUAA
Molecule: messenger RNA, 783 nt
Organism: Microthlaspi erraticum
Lineage: Eukaryota; Viridiplantae; Streptophyta; Magnoliopsida; Brassicales; Brassicaceae
Source: the annotation of a GenBank genome assembly